UCCGCCCGCGGUUCACGCGUUGCAUCAUCUCCAGCCCGCCGCACCUCUAGGAAGGCUGGGCGCGGUGAACUCCGUUCUGCCCGUGGUUCCGUGGCUCCAGACCCAGCUCGCACUCCCGCGCCUUUCGCCGCCUUCCCCGCAUCUACCUCGGCGCUCAGGCCGGGCGACCCCGCGGGUCACACCUGGCAGACCUCGCUAGCUCUGCCUGUCUCCAUUCAUUGGGACAGCCCAGGCUUUCCCCCGAGCCCAAGUCCCCCGCCUCCUCCAGCUGGGAGCUGCGGUUACUGCCAUGGAGAAGAGCAGCGAGACCAACGGCUACCUCGACAGCGCCCAGGCGGGGCCUGCGUCAGGGCCCGGGGCGGCCGGGGAGUCGGCGGUACGCGCGCGGCGCUGCGCGGGCUUUCUGCGGCGCCACGCACUGGUGCUGCUCACGGUGUCCGGGGUGCUGGCGGGCGCGGGUCUGGGCGCGGGGCUGCGCGGGCUCGGGUUGAGCCGCACGCAGGUCACCUAUCUAGCCUUCCCGGGCGAGAUGCUGCUCCGCAUGCUGCGCAUGAUCAUCCUGCCGCUGGUGGUCUGCAGCCUGGUGUCGGGCGCCGCCUCCCUCGACGCCAGCUCCCUCGGGCGCCUGGGCGGGAUUGCUGUCGCCUACUUCGGCCUCACCACGCUGGGCGCCUCGGCGCUCGCUGUCGCUUUAGCCUUCAUCAUAAAGCCCGGGUCCGGCGCUCAGACCCUUCAGUCCAGCGACCUGGGGCUGGAGGAGUCGGGGCCGCCUCCCAUCCCCAAAGAGACGGUGGACUCUUUUCUCGACCUGGCCAGAAACCUGUUUCCCUCAAAUCUUGUGGUUGCAGCUUUUCGUACGUAUGCCACCGAUUACAGAGUUGUGACCCACAACACGAGCUCUGGGAAUGCCACUACAGAAAAGAUUCCUGUUGGCACCGAGAUCGAAGGGAUGAACAUUUUGGGCUUGGUCCUUUUUGCCCUGGUGUUAGGAGUAGCCCUAAAGAAACUGGGCUCGGAAGGAGAAGAGCUCAUCCGUUUCUUCAACGCCUUCAAUGAGGCGACAAUGGUGCUGGUGUCCUGGAUUAUGUGGUAUGUGCCUGUGGGCAUCAUGUUCCUGGUCGGAAGCAAAAUCGUGGAAAUGAAGGACAUCGUCGUGCUGGUGACCAGCCUGGGGAAAUAUAUCUUUGCAUCUAUCCUGGGCCACUUUAUUCAUGGAGGAAUUGUUCUGCCACUUAUUUAUUUUGCUUUUACACGAAAAAACCCAUUCAGAUUCCUGCUGGGCCUCCUCACACCAUUUGCAACCGCAUUUGCCACCUGCUCCAGCUCAGCAACACUCCCCUCUAUGAUGAAGUACAUUGAAGAAAACAAUGGUGUAGACAAGAGGAUUAGCAGGUUUAUUCUCCCCAUCGGGGCAACUGUGAACAUGGAUGGAGCAGCCAUCUUCCAGUGUGUGGCCGCUGUGUUCAUUGCCCAGCUGAACAACGUACAGCUGAACGCAGGACAGAUUUUCACGAUACUGGUGACCGCCACCGCAUCCAGUGUUGGAGCAGCAGGUGUGCCAGCUGGAGGAGUCCUCACCAUCGCCAUUAUCCUGGAGGCCAUCGGGCUGCCCACUCAUGACCUCUCUCUGAUCCUGGCUGUGGACUGGAUUGUGGACCGCACCACCACCGUGGUGAAUGUGGAAGGAGAUGCCCUGGGUGCAGGCAUCCUCCACCACCUGAACCAGAAGGCAAUGAAGAAGGGGGCUCAGGAACUGAGUGAGGUGAAAGUGGAAGCCAUUCCCAACUCCAAGUCCGAGGAGGAGACGUCCCCUCUGGUGACACACCAGAAUCCCACUGGCCCUGUGGCUAGUACCCCAGCAUACGAAUCCAAGGAGUCGGUCCUGUGAUGGGGACUGGCUUCAGGCUUGCCUGCCAGCGGAGGCACCCACCUUGUCAAUCCAGCCGCCAAACACGGGCCCUGCCCUUGCCGACUACCAACCUCCCAAGCGAUGCUUUGACCCAACAAUCAAUUUGAGUAUUACUUCUUGGCACAGGCAUCGGGCUUCCCAGCAAGAACUGGUUACCAAGGACCAGGACACUCUGAUAUUUGACUUGAUCCAUGUCCAGGUGCAAACGUGAACACUGGAGAUCUGUUUGGAAACAGCCCGUGGGGCUGCCAGGCUUGAGGAAAUACUGGACUCACGGGGAGGGAGCCAGCGGCUAAAGCUUGGAAACCUGCAGGUGUAGUUUUCAUUGCACCCAGUUAGCUCUACCUUAGGCAAACCUAGGGCUUUCUAGUCAUCUGUUGCAUUGCUUCAUGAGUGGUAUUAAUUGAAAAAAAUUCCCACAUUCUUAGCCUUGGCUAGAAUUCACUCAGCUGGGGCUCAGAUGUUUAAGGAGUUUAUACUACAACAAGGUGAGGUGGCUUCUGAUUCAUGGAUUGUUGGUGGGCUGGAGGUGCUGUACAUCGUCCAGUUAGAAAUACUCCAGGUGGGUGUUAGCACUGCUUGGGUCUCUGAUCAGUGGCUUAUUAAGGAAACAAUAUAAAUUCUCUCAUCAAAGAAGUGAGAGAGAGUAUAGCCUGAAGAGGGAGGGGAAGUGCCGUAAUCAGGAAUAAACACACACAAUUUUCUCCCUUUUCUGCCCGACGCUUGUGAAGUUUUCUGCUUCUAUGAGAUGGGCCUAUAACAACACUGUAGCUUUUAUCUCCAUCAAGUCUGAUUUGGCAACAGAAAAGAGAGGCCUCUUCCUCUGGGGUGGUUUGACGAGGUCAUCAUAUUCAGACCCAGGGCGGUUUAUCAGUGCAUUAUUUUAACCCCACUAGCCCUUCCUGAAAUGCUAUAUUGAAGCAACACACUCUCUCUCUCUCUCUCCCCCACCCCCCCCACAUACACACAAGCCACCCUAGUAAUUGAGGCAGGUGUCUCCACCCCCAGGCCCCCUGGCUUCAGCUGAUUUCCAUGGAACUUGGUUUCCUUUCCUGCUACUACAGCAAAGUAAAAAAUUAUAAGCAAAAUGGUCCACCUUCCUCCAGCUACUUGCCAAUUUGUUUUUUUUUACCCUUCCUCCCCCAAGAUUUGGUUUUAAGCUAGAUGAGGGGGCUUUUUGUAGAGAAGACUGUGUAUUUCCAGUGAGAAGGGAGACCUAAAGUGCAGUUGGCUGUUUCACUUGGCUGCUGGACCCUGCCCGCGGGAUGACCUUGGGCCCUCAUUUUACCCCAUUUGUAAGAUGGGGCUGAUGCCGCGUGCUCUUACCUACCUCAGAGGGAUUUGGUGAGGCAAACUGAGUGAAUCCAUGAAAGCAACCAUUUUGCUUCUUGACUAUCAAGUGCGAACACCCAUAUGCUCUUUUUUUUUUUUUUUUUUGUCCCAGUGAUAUCUUUCUCCGUGGAGGCCUCAUGCUCAUUGUAAAGGCACCUUUUUUGAGCGGGGCUUUUUUCUCUGCAUGCAUUUGCAAACUUGUGUACUGCCACUUGUUCUCUCCGCAGUUGUUUUAUAGCAUCAGAUGCAGUCUUUUCCUAAUGUCCCUCAAGUUUUGAUGACUCAACUACCCCACCUUCUGCCACAUUUCUGACUUUGCUGUGACUCCCAGAGCCAGGCACUGUUUUCUGCCACCACAUAAUGGACCAUUAAAGCCCCCGGAUUUUUAGCCUUACUUGUUUCCUGUUUUCCCUGUUGCUGAGUCUGCCAGGGCCCUGCAGAGGAAGUACACACCAUUACAAUAUGUUACCACUGCAGUGUGCAUGGAUGAGUGGGUCAGAGAUGACCAAGCUCUCCCCAUUUUAAAAUUGGAGGCCUGUGCCUGAGCAGAAGAGGUAGGGAAGAGCCAGGCAGGGCACCAAGCUGGCCCCUGGCCUGUGGGAAGCCCCAGCUCCCUCCAGCCCUGUUUAUACCAGCUAAGCCACUCCAUUCUCUUGCUAAGUCAGGAGUGAACAGCAAUUGAGCAGAGCAGUGCCCGGAAACUUUUACCCUGUGGCUAGAGCUUAUAACUAAUACCUUUCUCUUUUCAAAGGGGAAACAUGUUUUAAUUCCAAACUGCAAAUGAACAUUCACUGCUUUUCUGGCUUCAGUACAUCUCUUUCCUUCUUCCUUAUGUAUGGCUACACAUAUAUGUGAAAGUUUUAGCUCCAUAUGUAUAGUUUUAGCUCCAAUCCAAGCAAGUGUGAGUUUGGAUAGAGGUGCACUAAACUGCAAGUUGGAUGGCUUUGGUAUCCUGAUUUUCCCGUUUCUAAAGAUGAAUUUCUCAAAGGGUAGAGAUUAGAACUGGAAAAUAAGACCCACUGACUGGUCAUCCUAUAUUCCGACCUGCAAACGCGGCAGGAAUGCUGGGUUCUGGAGGAGGGUGCCUCUGUAUAAAUUCAGGUCAUCGGUCCCCUUUCCCUUGGGAGGCCAGAAGAGGAGGGGAGGAGGUGCCAAGUCCACUAGAGGAAUCAGUAGAACCAGGAGAAUCUCAAGCGGGGAAUAUUCCACUUUCUCAGUGUCUGAAAACAUCUCCCCUGGUAUUCUCUUUCUAACAUGUUGUCAUAAAUACUGUUCAAAUCCUGUUCAUCUCUGUUUUGUAUGUGUGACACUUGCCUUAAAAUGUAGCCUAGUCCUCAAAAAUUAAUUCCCUAUUUCUACUGGGAUCUGCAUGUUCCUUUAAUCCUUUCUUGUGUUUGGAAAUGUCAUUUAUUAAUAGAGCCAUUGCUCUUCUGGGGUUGGC
Messenger RNA from Choloepus didactylus (southern two-toed sloth), 4682 nucleotides. RefSeq names its product solute carrier family 1 member 4 (gene SLC1A4). Gene Ontology annotation, cellular component: plasma membrane. Gene Ontology annotation, biological process: L-serine transport; L-glutamate transmembrane transport. NCBI's taxonomy places the organism in Eukaryota, Metazoa, Chordata, Mammalia, Pilosa, Megalonychidae. Gene Ontology annotation, molecular function: L-threonine transmembrane transporter activity; L-alanine transmembrane transporter activity; L-aspartate transmembrane transporter activity. The record is from RefSeq and is a predicted model, not a curated record. The transcript has 8 exons. Bases 290 to 1888 code for a protein of 532 amino acids.